CUCCCAGCGACCACCGCGCUUCCGGUUGGCAAGAUGGUGGCGCGCAGGAGGAAGCGUGCGGCGCGGGACCCUAAAGAAGGGAUCCCGAGCCCGCCGGGCUACUCAGCCAUUCCAAUCAAGUUCUCGGAGAAACAGCAGGCUUCUCAUUACCUCUACGUGAGAGCGCACAGUGUCCGCGAGGGCACCAAGUCUACCUGGCCUCAGAAGCGCACCCUUUUUGUCCUCAAUGUGCCCCCGUACUGCACAGAGGAAAGCCUGUCGCGCCUGCUGUCCCCCUGCGGCCCUGUCCAGUCUGUGGAGUUACAGGAGAAGCCAGACCUUGCCGAGAGCCCGAAGGAGUCAAAGUCAAAGUUUUUUUACCCCAAGCGUGUUCCGGGGUUCCAGGUAGCCUAUGUGGUGUUCCAGAAGCCAGGCGGAGUGUCAGCUGCCUUGACCCUGAAGGGCCCUUUGCUGGUCUCUACAGAGAGUCAUCCCGUGAAGAGUGGCAUUCACAAGUGGAUCAGUGACUAUGCAGACUCCGUGCCUGACCCCGAGGCCUUGAGGAUUGAAGUGGAUACAUUCAUGGAGGCAUAUGACCAGAAGAUAGCUGAGGAGGAGGCUAAGGCCAAGGAGGAGGAAGGAGUCCCUGACGAGGAGGGCUGGGUGAAGGUGACCCGCCGAGGCCGGCGGCCCGUGCUGCCCCGGACAGAGGCAGCCAGCCUGCGGGUGCUGGAGAGGGAGAGACGGAAGCGUGCCCGCAAGGAACUGCUCAACUUCUAUGCCUGGCAGCACCGCGAGUCCAAGAUGGAGCAUCUAGCACAGCUGCGCAAGAAGUUCGAGGAGGACAAGCAGAGGAUUGAACUGAUGCGCGCUCAACGCAAGUUCCGACCCUACUGAGUGUCGCUGGCCGCU
Molecule: messenger RNA, 891 nt
Organism: Propithecus coquereli (Coquerel's sifaka)
Lineage: Eukaryota; Metazoa; Chordata; Mammalia; Primates; Indriidae
Gene: RRP7A
Product: ribosomal RNA processing 7 homolog A (S. cerevisiae)
Exons: 7
Coding region: 34-876 (280 amino acids)
Biological process (GO): rRNA processing; ribosomal small subunit assembly
Cellular component (GO): UTP-C complex; CURI complex
Molecular function (GO): nucleic acid binding
Source: RefSeq, a predicted model, not a curated record